AUGAUUAUCGAAGAGCUUCUAUUUCGUCGACGUCUUGACCGUCAAAUGACAGCAAUGACUUUGGCACGUGUUAUUGUUCUUAUUAUAUGUGGUUUACCAUUUAUUUGUAUUUCUCUAUAUCAACUUAAUGUAAACAACAAUGUAAAUAAUUAUAUGGAAUUAGCAAUCGUUAGUCUCUUAUUAUCAAUAACUGCUUCGUUGAUGCAUACUAAUUUUGUGAUUAAUUUUUAUGUCUUUUUAAUGGUAUUAUCACGUUUUCGUCGUCAAGCGAAAAAUGUUCUGAUAAAAAAACCUUGGCGCUUAAUUAAAUCUCUAUGUAAUAAAACAUCAACAAAUAUAUCAAGAAAUAAAGUUUCUCCUGAAAUAGCUCAACAAAGUUUUUCUGCUAAUGAACUAGAAUAA
Rotaria sordida is the source of this 402-nucleotide messenger RNA. The record is from the annotation of a GenBank genome assembly. Lineage: Eukaryota; Metazoa; Rotifera; Eurotatoria; Philodinida; Philodinidae.